AUGGAGAAGUCAGAUGAGCGUGUGAAGGUUGUACUCCUUGCCACAGGGUCUUUUAAUCCUAUCACUGUGAUGCACCUGCGACUGUUUGAAAUGGCACGUGACUACUUGCAUGGGACUGGGAAAUAUAAGGUUGUAAAAGGUAUCAUCUCUCCAGUGAGUGAUGGGUAUAAGAAAAAAGGGCUUGUAGAAGGUUCUCACCGCCUAGCCAUGGCCCAACUGGCUACUGAGACUUCGGACUGGAUAGAAGUAGACCCCUGGGAGUGUACCAAGAAGGAGUGGACAGAGACAGUGCUAGUUUUAAGACAUUACCAGCAGCAGCUGAAAUGUACAGAUAAUGGGGAAAUCCAGAAGAAAGCUGGGUGCAGGAAGGGUCAAAAGAGGAAGAGAAAUGAUGUCUGCCAAGACAUCCCAGACUAUAACUGUCCAGAGAGUGAAGUCCCUACUCAGGUUAAAUUUCUCUGUGGAGCUGACCUCCUUGAAUCUUUUGGGGACUGGAACCUUUGGAAACCUGAACAUGUUGAAGAAAUUGUGUCAUCUUUUGGUCUGGUCUGUGAAUCCAGGAAGGGGAGUGACGCUCACAAGUUCGUCUAUAAAUCUGAUGUUCUCUGGAAGCACAGGAACAAUAUCUAUCUGGUGGAAGAGUGGAUUACCCAUGACAUCUCUGCUACGAAAAUCCGAAGAGCCCUAAGGAGGGGUAUGAGUGUGCAAUAUCUGGUGCCAGAUCCUGUCCUAGAUUACAUCAAGAAACAUGACUUGUACAAUGAGGAGAGUGAAAAGAAGAACUCAGUCUUCAUCCUAGAACCUUUAUUGAAGUACUCCAAGAACCCUUCAAGUAAUGAUAGACCCAUUGCAACUUCUUCACUGCUUGAAUUUUAA
This is a messenger RNA of Bufo bufo (common toad), 876 nucleotides long. Its product is annotated as nicotinamide/nicotinic acid mononucleotide adenylyltransferase 1-like. Gene Ontology annotation, biological process: NAD+ biosynthetic process. The coding region runs from base 1 to 876 and encodes 291 amino acids. Gene Ontology annotation, molecular function: nicotinamide-nucleotide adenylyltransferase activity; nicotinate-nucleotide adenylyltransferase activity. The record is from RefSeq and is a predicted model, not a curated record. The transcript has 4 exons. NCBI's taxonomy places the organism in Eukaryota, Metazoa, Chordata, Amphibia, Anura, Bufonidae.